UUCUUCUGCAUGGGGCCGAUGAAGGCUUUCAUUGCUGGCCGCUCGCAACACCACCUGCCAGGGCAAGGGUCUGCAUGGGGAGGGAGAAACUGACAGAAACCUCUUUUCUGAGCUUCGCAUCUGAUGUGUAUCAUGAGCGCUAAGAAGGAUGACGAGCGUCCGGAGGGCGCCUACAAUCUGACCUCACUACAAAUCAGGGAUAUGGUGUCCUAUGUGCACCAUAGCCUACGGAUAAUUGUCGACCACGACCAGAAGCGCUUGGUGCUUCUGGUGGACUAUGGCCCUCCCACUAGAAGAUGGAAGAAGUCAUUCGAGGUCUGGCAGAGGUUUGUAAGCCAGUCCCGGCGCUCCCCCUUUGUGAACCACCAGGAGCUGAAAAAGGUGCGCCGCUCUCGAGCUUCCAGCGACAAUCUGGGGGGGUCUGAAAGCCAGGGCAACAGCCCCCUCGCUGGCCAAGCAAACGGCUUCUUUCGCCCCCUUCUCUCAGCCGCCAACCGGUUCUUUCCCCCUGUUAAGAGGGGGCCGUUUUAUUGGCUCGGGGGGGUGGUUCCUGCUGUCAAGGAGCGGUGGAAGGUCCACGGGCUUUACGGCUGCCUCGGGUUCGAGGUGCGGUUAGCGGACGUGGUUGGGCUUAACUACCUCAAUGAGCUGCAAACGGGGGGCUGCCUGGCGCUCGAAGCAACCCAGGUCGUGAAGCGCGAGUUUCGGGAUCUGUGCGAAGCAGUUGCUUGGUACAGGGGAGGUGAUCUCCAACUGGGAGCGCAACUGGGAGCAGUGUCUUUAGGAAGCCGUGAGGCGCCGGAGGGCACGAAAAUCGAAGGGCCAGGCCAACCCUGGGGGGGUGAUGCCUUGGAAGGGGAACAGAUCGAGGUGUCGUCGACCGCUGUGCGAAGGAGCAGCAGUUGGGGAAGGUUAAGCGCGGAAGUAGGAAACGAGGUGGGAGAUUCGAAUGGUCAGUAUGGGGAGGGUGCAGAACCUGACGCAGCUGACCAAGAUCCUCCUGUAGGCAGUUCCAGUACAGAUAGCCCGCCAGCGGCACAGCCGCUGUCAACCGAGCUGUCCCUCGGUCCAGGUGGCUUCCUCGAAAAAGUCUGGGUGGAGACAGCAGAAACGCCAGAGAGGCGAGAGGGCUUUGCUUCGGCUGAACCCCCAUUCACAUUAAGGGGCCCCCUCCAGGUGCCAGAGUGUACAGUAACCAGCCCCGCUUAUCAUUCUGCUGCGGCAAGCCCCUCGCUUGCCAGGCCCGGUUUCGAAACUUUGUCUGCAAGCUGUAGAGCCAGUCGGAAGCUUGAGUUUGGUGCUGUCGGGUUCGAAGAGGGCUCUGAUCCUGAGGAAACCAAAAUGGUGAGGGCCGGUGUCGCUGAGAACGGGCUCGUUGAGAAGCCCUCAAGAGUUGGGACAGUAACUUCAGCGGAAGUCAGUGUGAUAGCGUUUGAAACGGGCUCCAAUCACAAGCCUCUGUCGGCGGACUCCUCAGCAGCCUUGGCAGUCAAAGUCAGCCGUCAGACAGUCACAAAGGGUCCCUCCCCAAGUGCGUCAGAAACAGGGGCGGCAAACUUCCAUAGGCCCUCCAAGGCGUCGAGUUCCUCCCUACUGGCUCCCGAUGGUGUCACCCGGGGAAGGGCGUUCCUGUCCAGCCUCCAGCCCUCCCACAGCAAGCUGCGCUUCCGGCGCCAGCGGAGCCGGUCGCUCGACGAUCCGGUCGUGAAAGCCGUUCUCGACCGGGUGGCCGAACAAGCUGCACGCAUCGCCACCUUCCCAAAGCAUUCGGACGGUUCUCGUCGAGCCAGCCUCCCGGCUCUACGUUCGGACGUCCGGCGGCACUCCAGCCCCUCGCUAGUUACGGCCGGCGUCAGCGAAGCCCAGCACUGGCAGACCGCAAACGGUUUGACACCGACGCUGCCCCGAUUGCGUGUAACAGCCCGAUUCCGCCAAAAAGAUUCACCAUCCCUAUCGGAACCAGCCUCCCCGACCGAAACCUCCCCUAAACCUGCCCCGGUGGGUGAGGUUUACACAGACCGGCUGGUAGUGUUCCGGUUCCGGGAUCCGCUCCUCCCAGACGCGCUGAGGGAAGCGAUCACGACAGAUCAGCGGCUGCUCAAGAUGCUCGAAUCGGGGCUGCCCACGUGGGCGAUUCUGGUGCAGAGUUACCCGGCGCUGUGCCAUGUGUACCGGCCCUGGAUGCGGAGGGUAGCGGGGUAUUUGUACUUUAUCGUGUCAGCAGUCACGGUGCUCAUUGGCUUCUACGACCUGUACAAGAACCUGCCGUUCGUCCAGGACUCCCUGCACCGCUUGCUGGGCCCGCUGUACGAGUGGGUGGACACGUGGCAGAUGGGCGCUCGCCUGGGCUACCUGGGCACCAUGCUCUUCCUCCAAAACUUCCAAAAGGCGUUCCGCGCCGCCCAGGGCGUCGCCCGCAGCCUGCACUACCUCGGUUCCGUUGCGUUCCGCCCGGUGGCCGUUCCGCUGAGCUUGGCAGCGGAACUUUUCCGGCCGGUGGGGGCAGCUAUCUGGGGGUUCACCUGGGAAGUGGGGGCGCUGUUCGGGGGGGUGGGGUCCGCGUUGCUGGGGGCGGUUUGGUUCGUCGUGACGUAUGUGGUCAGCCCCGUGGUGGGCUUUGUGCAGAUGGUGGGAAUGGCAGGUCUCGAGCUGGUGUACCCCCUCUGGACCGCCGUCUCCUCCGCCCUCCUCCUGCCCCUCACCCUCCUCGCCAGCCUCUUCUCCGGGCUCGCCCCCCUCUUCUCGGCCGUCACCGAGUCCUUCCAGGCGACCUACGCGAGCGUUGCCGGAGCGGCGAGCAUCGUGAAACGGGUCCCCGCCCGGCAGGCCGUGUCGGCCGCGAAAGCUGCGUCAAAGGCCGGGAACGACGGGGUGUUCCGUGGGCUCUGGAUGAGCCUCUAUACGGUGUGGAACGACCUGCUGUGGAAGGUGUUUGGAGCUCUGCGCAGGAUUGUGUUUGGAUUCCUGGCGUUCAUUCUCGAGAUCAACAAGCACCGCCUGAGCACGUACAACCACGUCGUGGCCUGCCUCGUUGAGGCGGAGAAUGCCACGUGGCAGUGCAUCAUUGGAAUGGAAGAAAUGAUAGUUAACUUCCUUGCUCGAUCGAGAUCAAGCCUGAGUGCCUUGGUUAGAGUCAAGCCAUUCGGCAGAAGCCCAGAAAGCUGUCUGGUUUUCUAUGACGCACGGGAAUACUUUGACGAAAUGAUCAACUGAUUAGAUGCAAGCUUGUGAGAUAUCGCUGAUGAUACGUCGAGCGAUACAAGACUCUGUGCUGCCACUUAUAAUCAGAGCACCGAAGGCAGAACGUAGGUGUCUUAAUUACAGACAGUCUUUCAAAGUGAGAAAGAAGUACUCAUGUCGCUCAGAAGUUCUGAACAGUACUUCAAACGCGAGCCUACUGCCGCCUAAAAUGUACGAUCGAAGAGCGAGCCUCG
Messenger RNA from Klebsormidium nitens, 3434 nucleotides. The record is from the annotation of a GenBank genome assembly. Lineage: Eukaryota; Viridiplantae; Streptophyta; Klebsormidiophyceae; Klebsormidiales; Klebsormidiaceae.